Molecule: messenger RNA, 630 nt
Organism: Protopolystoma xenopodis
Lineage: Eukaryota; Metazoa; Platyhelminthes; Monogenea; Polystomatidea; Polystomatidae
Source: the annotation of a GenBank genome assembly
AUGCCAAGUUCUUGUUUCGCACCCAACUGGGCAAUCUGUAUCAAUGCCUCCAGAGGCCAUGCACCCUCUGUUCUGGACAUCACAUGUUUUUGCACUGUAGUGACUUCAUGCAUUUUGACACUUCCUCUUCUCACACGAAGUACAGCUCGCCCUCGACUUGAAAAGAGGUCUACAAACAGCCGGACUCUGCCCUCCUUCUCCUCCUCAUUUUCCUUCUGGCAGAAGCAUUUGGUGCAAAUGCCUUUGAAGAAUAUGCAUGCAUAUGCAUACAUGCACCCUCACUUGUGGGAUAAAAGGGAAACCCUUCUCGCGGCUGGCUUCCUGACCUUGUCCGUUCGUCUGUCCGUCGCCCAGCCGGUGUCCGGCCCACCCAUAAACUCGCAAGCAGAUGCUCACAAAACGGGAUUGCCUCUAUCCUCAGCACAACCGCCACCAGUUUUCCCACCACCUGGGGCCAACAAUGAGGGCCUGUCAUUAUCGUGGCGAAGUCAUGUGGAGUGGAGAAGGCUGGGUCGGUGGUCGGUCAUUAGGCAAUUAGGCAGCCGAGGCACUUUAGGGCUCCAUCGGCCAGCUCCGUCACACCCUCACGACAUCUUGUCCACCUCCGUUCGCUUGGACAUGUCGGCCUAA